AUGAUGAAGAAUGUAUCUAAAGAAGAACAAAAGAAAACAGAAGAAAGCAAAGCCAAGAAGAACAGAAAACGGAAUAUUUUUCUAGCAAUGGAAACCAACACGAGAGAAAUGUUGAGAAAUUUGAAUCUCUCGAGGAUAAGAAUAGUCAAAAGCCAAAAAAGUGCUACAAGAGUUCAAUGA
This is a messenger RNA of Clunio marinus, 180 nucleotides long. Lineage: Eukaryota; Metazoa; Arthropoda; Insecta; Diptera; Chironomidae. The record is from the annotation of a GenBank genome assembly.